CAGAUCUGGAGUAAAGGAAGGAAGAGAGAGAGAAACCGAUUUACUCAGAACAGCCGGCGAUCAAACGAAAGGCUCAAGUUCUCACGCAGGGAGAAACGACUUUGAAACGCAGAUCAGAAUGAAUAUCUCGCAUUUGGUGGCUUGUGGACUAUUAAUGACGCUCCUUUCCGUCAGCAUAGAGGGGAAACCUUUAACUCAGGCGCAGCAGAAGUCUCUCAGGAGCCUCCUGGGGGAGGAGCUGUCGGACUACCUGUCGUCGGGGGAGCGGAGGCUGGAGGGGCUGCGGUCUCGGGUUCGUCUCCUGCGGGACCUGAGGCUGGACACGCGGGCCAAGGGCAUGUGGGCCCGGAUCCUCAACGACCCGCCCAGCCAGCGCCGGCACAAGGCCGGCGUGAAGAAGGGCGCGGGCCGCAGCGGCUGCUUCGGACACAAGAUGGACCGGAUCAGCACCAUCAGCGGCAUGGGCUGCUAGGGCCGGCGCCACACGCCACGAACGCUCAACGGACGAUGGGUUCGGACAACAGCUCUUUAGUUGGUCUCCGCCUGAGAAAAAAAAAAAAAACAAGAGUUACCAUCUUUACUCAAGAAAUGGAUUUUCGGUACGAAAAACCACCACGACCAGCGUUACUGAAGACUGAUGACAAAACGAUGAAACAAAUUCUGAUAUAUGCCAUAGAAACACACACACAUGCACGCGCGCACACACACAGGCACACGCACACAUACACACCGGAUGGUGGACAGUGGUGUACAAACUGAAAACUGCAAAGCUGUAAAUGUCAUGUACUUCAUUCCUGCAUAAAUGUAUUUAUGUUUAAAAAAAACUAUUUAUAUGUUUAUAAAAAGAGAUAUUUAUAAAUAUGAGUUUUAUUUAUGUAACAUUUUUUUGAAAUGGAUGCAAACUGCAGGUCAAUUACGUUUGUAACUUUUUUUUUUGUCUUAAAUAGCUGUAAAUGUUUUAAAAAUGAAAAAAAAAAAAAAAACAUUCCACACGCA
Messenger RNA from Conger conger (European conger), 996 nucleotides. RefSeq names its product C-type natriuretic peptide 4-like. Gene Ontology annotation, biological process: cGMP biosynthetic process; receptor guanylyl cyclase signaling pathway. Lineage: Eukaryota; Metazoa; Chordata; Actinopteri; Anguilliformes; Congridae. The record is from RefSeq and is a predicted model, not a curated record. The transcript is spliced from 3 exons. Gene Ontology annotation, molecular function: hormone receptor binding; hormone activity. The coding region runs from base 119 to 472 and encodes 117 amino acids. Gene Ontology annotation, cellular component: extracellular region.